AUGAAGAACGAAGCUACAGUCAUUGAUGUCCAUGCAGAAUCUAGCUCAGCCAUGAAAGGCAAAGCUCCUCUAUUCGGUGUGGCUAAAAGCCACACUGCUACAGGCUCAGGUGGAUACAAGAGAGGUGUCUCAAUCUUCGACUUCCUCCUCCGUUUAGCUGCCAUUGUUGCAGCAGCAGUCGCCGCUGCAACCAUGUUUACAAGCGACGAGACUCUUCCAUUCUUCACACAGUUCUUACAGUUCCAAGCUGGCUACGACGAUCUACCAACUUUCCAGUUCUUUGUGAUUGCCAUGUCCAUAGUCGCAGGAUAUCUCGUCCUGUCUCUUCCUUUCUCCGUCGUCACCAUCGUUCGCCCUCACGCCGCCGCUCCAAGACUCCUCUUGCUUGUUCUUGACACUGCGGUUCUGGUGUUGAACGCGUCGGCUGCAUCAUCGGCGGCGGCGAUUGCUUAUCUAGCACACAGUGGAAACCAGAACACGAACUGGCUCCCCAUUUGCCAACAGUUUGGUGACUUCUGUCAGAAAACCAGCGGAGCUGUUGUCUCCUCUUUUAUCGCCGUCGUCUUCUUCACCAUCCUCGUCGUCCUCUCCGGUGUCGCUCUCAAAAGUCACUAA
Messenger RNA from Microthlaspi erraticum, 615 nucleotides. The record is from the annotation of a GenBank genome assembly. Lineage: Eukaryota; Viridiplantae; Streptophyta; Magnoliopsida; Brassicales; Brassicaceae.